Molecule: messenger RNA, 747 nt
Organism: Aspergillus caelatus
Lineage: Eukaryota; Fungi; Ascomycota; Eurotiomycetes; Eurotiales; Aspergillaceae
Product: kinase-like protein
Exons: 4
Coding region: 1-747 (248 amino acids)
Source: RefSeq, a predicted model, not a curated record
AUGCCCAUCAGCUCACUUGACUAUAAACAUUGUAGCUACAACAGCUACGUCAAAAUAAUCUAUGAGGCAGGAGAUCGAGGCGUCUGGUUAUUAGGCUCAAAUUUGAUCCUCAGAGACCGAGGUUCUAGCUUUCCGACCGCUGAAGAAGAUGGGCACACUCUUAUCCUAAUGAAAUCUUGGCCGAGGCUUUCUACACAUGAAAAGGAGGGAAUAGCAAAACAGACCGCUGAGUAUCCGCUACAACUUGGCAAGCUCCAGUCCGACAAUAUUCAAUCCCUGGGUGGAGGUCCAGUUUAUUCAAAUUUUCUGUUCAAGAAUAAAGAUUUCGAUCUACCACAUGGUCCUCUUGCAUUGGAUGACGAACUCUGGGCACAUAUGGAGCGUGGGUUGAAUGAGGCUAUAACUGAGGCUGUGCGCAUACGUCUUCGGCAUCGUAUGCCACCCGCUACACCUUAUACCUUUACGCACGGUGACCUCACUAAUGUCAACAUCAUGGUUGAGAAUGAAUCCCUUAUUGGUAUUGUUGAUUGGGAGACAUCUGGAUACUUUCCAGUAUGGUGGGAGUACGUUUGUACGUCAGUUGCUGACAGUGAGAAGGACGGGGAGUGGAAGACCUUGUUACGAAAACAUAUGCCCGAUUAUAAUAACGCACGUGAAUUUUGGUUGUAUUACUAUUACUUAUGCAGGAGUCUAGAGCACGAAAGAGCGAGGAAUUUCAGCGGGGAAACAACAAGCGGCAAUCCCUAG